CUCCUCCUCCCCCACCCUCCACUUCUUCACUUCCCCAACAACAACCCGCUCACUCACUCAACCAUGGCCAUUACCAAAGUUCACGCCAGACAGAUCUUCGACUCGCGCGGCAACCCCACCGUCGAGGUCGAGGUCACCACCGAGCACGGUGUCUUCCGCGCUGAUGUCCCCUCGGGUGCCUCCACCGGUAUCCAUGAGGCCCUCGAGCUCCGUGAUGGCGACAAGAACGCCUACGUUGGCAAGGGUGUCCUCAAGGCCGUCGAGAACGUCAACAAGCACCUCGGCCCCGAGCUGGUCAGCGCCAACAUCGACGUCCAGAACCAGACCGCCGUUGAUGAGUUCUUGAUCAAGCUGGACGGAACCCCCAACAAGUCCAAGUACGGUGCCAACGCCAUCCUCGGUGUCUCCAUGGCCGUCCUCAAGGCCGGUGCCGCCGCCAAGGGCGUCCCCCUCUACCGCCACAUUGCUGACCUCUCCGGUCACGGCGACAAGAAGUUCGUCAUGCCUGUCCCCGCCUUCAACGUCAUCAACGGCGGCUCCCAUGCCGGCAACAAGCUCGCUAUGCAAGAGUUCAUGAUCCUCCCCACCGGCGCCUCCUCCUUCGCAGAUGCCAUGAAGAUUGGCUCCGAGGUCUACCACACCCUCAAGGCCGUCAUCAAGAAGAAGUACGGUCAGGACGCCACCAACGUCGGUGACGAGGGUGGUUUCGCCCCCAACAUCCAGGAUAACGCCGAGGGUCUCGAGCUCCUCAAGGAGGCCAUUGCCAAGGCCGGCUACACCGACAAGGUCGAGAUUGGCAUGGACGUCGCCGCCUCGGAGUUCUACAAGGAUGGAAAGUACGAUCUUGACUUUAAGAACUCCGAGUCUGACGCCUCCAAGUUCUUGACCGGCGAGGAGCUCGCUGCUUUGUACAAGGAGUUCACGGCCAAGUACCCUAUUGUUUCGAUCGAGGAUCCCUUUGACCAGGACGAUUGGUCUGCUUGGUCCCACGUUACCGGAUCGACCGACAUCCAGAUCGUCGGCGAUGAUUUGACUGUCACCAACCCUCUUCGCAUCGAGACCGCUAUCGAGAAGAAGGCCUGCAAUGCUCUCUUGCUUAAGGUCAACCAGAUCGGUACCAUCACCGAGUCCAUUAAGGCUGCUGUCCUCUCUCAGCAGUCCGGAUGGGGCGUCAUGGUCUCUCACCGCUCCGGUGAGACCGAGGACCACACUAUUGCCGAUAUUGUUGUCGGUCUCCGCACCGGUCAGAUUAAGACCGGCGCUCCUUGCCGCUCCGAGCGCUUGGCCAAGUACAACCAGCUGCUCCGCAUUGAGGAGGAGCUCAAGGGCGACUCUAUCUAUGCUGGAAAGAACUUCCGCAAGGCCCAUCUCUUGUAAAUAUCUCCCCGCACACAAACAUAUAUACUCACAUACAAAAAGUAAUACAAUCAUUGCAUAGCAAUAAAGAAGUCGGCUCCCAUGCUGAUUUGUUCUGAACUCCAU
Messenger RNA from Gamsiella multidivaricata, 1482 nucleotides. Its product is annotated as enolase. The transcript is spliced from 4 exons. Gene Ontology annotation, biological process: glycolytic process. Bases 64 to 1377 code for a protein of 437 amino acids. Gene Ontology annotation, molecular function: magnesium ion binding; phosphopyruvate hydratase activity. The record is from RefSeq and is a predicted model, not a curated record. Gene Ontology annotation, cellular component: phosphopyruvate hydratase complex. NCBI's taxonomy places the organism in Eukaryota, Fungi, Mortierellomycota, Mortierellomycetes, Mortierellales, Mortierellaceae.